AUGUCGUGGCAUACAGAUUUCUUGCAGCCUGCCUUCCUCCCUUACGACGCUACUCUUAAUUUUCUAGAAGAAUCAUUAAUGUCCUAUGGAGUACUCAAAGAACUCUCUCCUAAAAAGACUGACAAUGAUUUCAAAAUUAAAUACAAAACAGAACGAUGCAAGAACUGGGAAGCUGGAAUCUGUGAAUUCGGUAGUCGAUGUGCAUUUGCCCAUGGCGACUCAGAAUUAAGAUUGCGCGGCCAUGCAACCAAAAAUUACAAAACAAAAAAAUGUAAACAAUUUUUUGAGCUCGGGUAUUGUAUUUAUGGGUAUCGAUGCCAAUUCAAACAUAGAGAUAAUUCACCCGAUAUUGAUGCAAAAUGCUCAAGGAAUGGUUUUAUAGAAAAUAUGCCAGGGAAUAAAAGGCUUUCGAUUUUCAAACAACUAGAAAACAGAGGCAAUUAA
Messenger RNA from Blepharisma stoltei, 444 nucleotides. NCBI's taxonomy places the organism in Eukaryota, Ciliophora, Heterotrichea, Heterotrichida, Blepharismidae. The record is from the annotation of a GenBank genome assembly.